Chelonus insularis is the source of this 788-nucleotide messenger RNA. It is a transcript of the gene DCTN6-p27, whose product is annotated as dynactin subunit 6. The transcript has 5 exons. Bases 218 to 763 code for a protein of 181 amino acids. Gene Ontology annotation, molecular function: dynein complex binding. The record is from RefSeq and is a predicted model, not a curated record. NCBI's taxonomy places the organism in Eukaryota, Metazoa, Arthropoda, Insecta, Hymenoptera, Braconidae. Gene Ontology annotation, biological process: mitotic spindle organization. Gene Ontology annotation, cellular component: dynactin complex.
CCAAGACCACAAUCAUUAGCGCCACUUGUCAACUAAAUUUGUUGGUUCUUUGCCAAUUCGGUUUUUUUACAGACAACUUUUAUCGAAUCAAAAAAUUGAGUAUUUACUAAUUGAUUUUAUAAAAAAUAAUUCAUCAAAUGAUAAAUAAAUAUUAAGAAAUAUUAUUAUUUACUUGGGCUAAAAACUAAGCUGUUGAUAAUUGGCAUACUGCCUAAAAAUGACGACCUCAAGCUCACGUCGUUUAAAUUUGAAGAUAGCGCCUGGGGCUGUAGUUUGUGAUGAAAGUAUUUUAAAAGGCGAAAUAAUCAUUGGUCCUCGAACGAUUAUUCACCCGAGAGCAAGUAUUUUAGCUGAAGAUGGUCCCAUAAUAAUUGGCGAAGGAAAUAUUAUCGAAGAAAUGGCCACAAUUGUUAACAGACUACCUCCUGGAACAUCUAUUGACAAUACUCCAGUACAAACUGUGGGUAAUUUUAAUGUAUUUGAAGUAGAUUCGCAUUGUGAAUCUUUGAAAGUUGGAGAUAAUAAUGUUUUAGAAGCUAAAGCACAUGUAGGUAGAAAUGUUGAAUUAACAAGUGGAUGUGUAAUUGGAGCAGCUUGUUCUAUAGUUGAUCCUGAAAUUAUUCCAGAGAACACAAUUAUUUAUGGAUCUGAAUGUCAUAGGCGGGAAAUGAACGAUAAACCAUAUCCACAAGUAGGUCAGUUGGACUUUUUAAUAAAAGUUUUACCUAAUUAUCAUCAUUUAAGAAAAUCACAUUCGAAAUAAAUUAAUGAAUAUUAAUAUUUUUUUA